Linepithema humile (Argentine ant) is the source of this 1745-nucleotide messenger RNA. The record is from RefSeq and is a predicted model, not a curated record. Lineage: Eukaryota; Metazoa; Arthropoda; Insecta; Hymenoptera; Formicidae.
ACCACAAGAACUUACACGUGUUCGUGACGAUAAAGCGGAUGCGACGGUGUCGAAAAGGCGACAUAUUCAGUGCACAGUUGGCGUGUCCAUUUCACUGAUCGGGAGAUAAAGCUAAAGGCCAUGCGUUAUCCAGUGUUUCGAUCGCGCAAAUCUUGAAAUUGUAUUAAUGAUCUCCGUCACUAGAGCACGUUGCGACGCCCGGCAAAUUUCGAAGAGUGUUUGUGCAAGUAGCUGUUUAACACGUACCGGUUAGAGAAGAAUUGAACCGUGAAAAAUACAAUUCCACGAAGAAACGCAGUUUUUCAUUGUUUUUUGAACCAACGUGUUUGCGACCAGCAACGAAGAGACUCAAUCAUCGACGCUGCCUUAAACCAAAGCUGCAUGGCAACGAUAUUGCGAUAGUGAGAAAAUGUCCAGAAAGCGUCCCAGAGAAGAAACUAUGCUGGCUACUGUAUCCCACCAGAAUAGUGUAAAUGGAGAAAAUGCGUCCUGUUCCAGGGAAGAUUCUCCGAUUCAUGCUUCUAUCUGUAAAGAAGCACCUUUCAGUGAUGAUUUAGAGGCAAUUGCAGAGAGGAAUGCGUGUGAUUAUAACACACGAAUUACCUUAAAACAAGCAAAAAGCGGUAAAGCUCCUAGGAAAAUUAGAGUCUAUGCUGAUGGCAUUUAUGAUUUAUUUCAUCAAGGACAUGCGCGGCAACUAUUACAAGCCAAAAAUAUUUUUCCAAAUGUUUAUCUUAUUGUCGGAGUGUGCAACGAUGAAUUAACACACAUCAAGAAAGGAAGGACUGUAAUGACAGAUUUAGAAAGGUAUGAUGCUGUUAGACAUUGCAGAUACGUAGAUGAAGUUGUUCGAGAUGCACCUUGGGAGCUUGAUGAUGAAUUCCUUAAAAAGCACAAGAUUGACUUUGUUGCUCAUGAUGAUAUACCGUACAUGACGGAUGAUGCGGAAGAUGUUUAUGCUAAGUUAAAGGCUAAAGGUAUGUUUGUAGCUACACAGAGAACGGAGGGAGUGUCCACUUCGGAUAUAGUUGCAAGAAUAGUCAAAGAUUAUGACAUGUAUGUCAGAAGAAAUCUUGCACGAGGCUACAGUGCCAAGGAACUUAACGUUUCUUUUCUCAAUGAGAAGAAGUUUCGCCUACAAAAUAAAUUUGAUGACCUAAAAGAUAAAGGAAAACGAGUGAUGGAAAAUAUUGGUGAAAAACGGAUGGAUAUGAUAAGCAAAUGGGAAGAGAAAUCUCGGGACUUUAUCGAUGCAUUCCUUUUACUGUUUGGAAGAGAAGGCAGAUUGUCAACAAUAUGGAAUGAAAGUAAAGGCCGUUUGAUGCAAGCGUUAUCACCACCAGCAAGCCCAAAGAGGGAUGGCAGUCCAAACAGCAGCAGUAAUAGCAGCCAUAAUGAUGAAGAUCAGACAAGUCCACCACCUAAGAAGACAGGACGCUAUGAGUUUCCUCAAAAUAUUCAUUAUUUAAGCGAUGAUUAUAGCGAUGAUGAAGAGGAGCACCUACACUCUAAAUGAUAACUGAUUAUAUUAAAAGAGAUAUGUUUUUCUCUGACCAAAAAAAUUAUGCUAUUUUUAUUUACUAUCUUGAGGUUUAGAUGUAUUUUCAUACAACAUGAAAUGCUGAUAGAGAGCAAUGCUAUGCUUAAUAGUUUUUGUAUGGUAUGGGCAAAUACUAUACAUUAAACAAAAUUGGCUGUUGUGAUGUGAAAGUUUAGUGUGAUUUUGUAGAUUUUAUUACUUAGAU